AUGGCGCACAAUGCUUCUUGUCCGAAGGCUUUCGAGAAAGUUUGCCUCUUGGUCUCAAGACUCAGUUUAAGAUGUUGGAGGAAACAGCAAGAGCUCACCAUGAGAACUUCUGAGACAGCUGGAAUCAAAGUCAUGGUGUUACGAUAG
This is a messenger RNA of Trichoderma gamsii, 147 nucleotides long. RefSeq lists its product as hypothetical. The record is from RefSeq and is a predicted model, not a curated record. Lineage: Eukaryota; Fungi; Ascomycota; Sordariomycetes; Hypocreales; Hypocreaceae. The coding region runs from base 1 to 147 and encodes 48 amino acids. The transcript has a single exon.